Molecule: messenger RNA, 828 nt
Organism: Dentiscutata erythropus
Lineage: Eukaryota; Fungi; Glomeromycota; Glomeromycetes; Diversisporales; Gigasporaceae
Source: the annotation of a GenBank genome assembly
AUGGACCGGUAUGAAGAAAUAGAACCAGACGAAGAAGUUUUACAAGAAGUCAUUAGAACUUUAAGUCCUAAUCCACCACCGGCCACAUUGGGUGGGAUAUACCUCUAUCAACAAAUUGAAUUUACUCCCAAUGGAAUUAGGUUUGAAGGGCAGAUGUAUACAUGGUACUAUGUUGAACACAUUAGUGCCCAGUUAAGCCAAAAACCAAGAAGAGCUCACCUAGGGAUCGAAAAGAUGUUUGAAAAAGUCAGGGACCGAUAUUAUUGGCCCCAGAUGUACGAACAUAUUAGAAAGUAUGUUCAGGCAUAUGAUGCAUGCCAAAAACAUGGCAAGAAUCGAAUUCAAGACCUAACAACCAGUGGAAAUAAAUAUAUCAUUGUAGCCGUGGAUUAUAUGACAAAUCAACAUGGAUGCCCGUCCGAAAUAGUCUUAGAUAGAGGCCUCCAUUUCAACAAUGAUAUGAUACGAUAUCUCACACAACAAAUAGAAAUUAAGCAUUUGUUAUUAACAUCAUAUCAUCCCCAAACCAACGGCCUAGUGAAAAGGUACAACUGUACCUUAUGUCAAGUCCUGGCUAAAUUAGUAAACCAAGACCAAGAAUGGGAUACUUUGAUCUCAUCCAUUCUAUUUGUCUAUAGGACUGCCAAACAGUCUACUACCAGGUUUAUACCAUUUUACCUUACAUAUAGAUGUGAAGCCAAAUAUCCUGAUAUUAAUUCAAAUCAGGAAGGUAGUAAGAAUCUAGCAGAUCAACUAACCACAAUUAUAAAUGAUUUACCUGUUAAGCGAUCUAUGGCUGUAAAAAAUAUAAAUUGCUCUCAAAGAUGA